AUGGCACAGCCAUUGCUUAUUCGUUAUGUUGUUCUCUACAUUAAAGGUCAAUCAGGAUUACCUACCUACGCUGGUUAUCUAUUCGCAGUUGCUCUUUGCAUUUCUCAAAUUCUACAAGCAAUGAUUCAUCAGCAAAUCUUCUUUCGAAAUGCUCGCAUAGGUAUGCGAGUUCGCAAUACAUUAUCAUCUAUCAUCUAUAAGCACUUGUUGACCAUCAAUACUGCAGCUCUUCACAAGACUACUCCUGCUCAGAUCAUUAAUUUAGUAGCAAAUGAUGUCGGUAAAUUUGAACAAUUGAGUAGCUUCGUGCAUACUUUAGUUCUAGUACCUUUGGAGGCUCUUGUAACGUUUGGUUUCCUUUGGUGGUACAUUGGCUUACCAACAUUAUUUGGCUAUGGAGUACUGAUUUUAUUAGUACCUAUACAGUUCGUUUUCAGUAGACAAUUUAGCCGAUACCGAAAGACUACAAUGGCAUGUACAGACAGGCGUGUACAAACGAUCAAUGAACUUAUCAACGGAUGUCAAAUUAUUAAAAUGUACAAUUGGGAAAAAGCCAUGGAACAACGAGUACGUGAGAUACGUCGACGUGAACUAUCAAACAUUUACAAAGCGAGCUGCUUAAGAGCUUUUAACACUGCUCUCUCUUUCGCAACGUUACCUUUGAUUUCUCUUGCUACAUUCGGUGGUAGUUGGUUAAUGGGUCGAAAUUUGCUUCCAGAAAAUAUAUUCUCAACACUAGCUUUCUUCGUCAUGGUUCGAGUUCCAGUGACAAUUGCGAUGCCACAAGCGAUUGAAAAAUUUAGUGAAGCUCGUGUUUCUGCAAGAAGGAUCAAUCAAUUUAUGCAACUUGAUAUGCUGUUGAAUAAGCAUGAAAAAGUGGAAAAGAACAACGAAGAUGAUGCAAUCAUAAUGGAAGAUGCAUCAUUUUCUUGGAAAGAUACCCCUUCUUUGUUCUCUCUUAAUCUCAAAACCAGAAGAGGUGACUUGAUCGGAGUGAAAGGUGCUAUCGGUGCUGGCAAAUCAACGCUACUAGCUGCUAUUCUUGGUGAGAUCAAUCUUAUCAGUGGACAGCUGAGACUAUAUAUUAAUUCGAUUUCCUACGCCCCACAAUCGGCAUGGAUCUUUACUGACACUAUUCGAGCCAAUAUUCUUCUCGGCAAGCCAAUGGAUGAAGAACGUUACAAGCAUGUAAUCAAGGCAUGUUGUCUUGAUAUCGAUCUACAGAGUUUCGGUGAAGUCGGCGAUCUAUUGAUCGUUGGCGACAAAGGUGUCAAUUUGAGUGGGGGACAAAAAGCUCGAAUAUCGCUCGCUCGUGCUCUUUACGCUGAUGCUGACUUAUAUUUACUCGACGAUCCACUUGCUGCCGUGGAUCCCAAGGUGGCCAAUACCAUUUUUGAUCAAUGCAUUGGUCCUCGUAGUCUCCUUCGUGGAAAGACUCGGAUAUUAGUUACACACCAGACACAUUUUUUAGUUGAAACAGAUCAAACGAUUCUCUUAACGAAUGGUCACAUUGAAGAAUUAUAUAUUAAACAACAGCCUGUAAUUGAGCGAUCGAAUAAUACAUUAGAAACAGAUUCAUCUAAUGACGAGGAGACGGAUUGGAUACCUAGUAUUGCUGUAACUGAUAUGAAUUCGAUUGUAAAGAGCGAGGCAAUAGUUGAUGGUACUAUCAAAUGGAGUGUUUGGCUACAGAUAUUUACUUCACCACCUUUACGUUGGUUUGGCUUUCUUCUUAUGAUAAUUAUUAUGCUUGCUAACGAAGCUAUGUACGAUUUUACAAAUAAUUGGCUCGCCUUGUGGUCUGGUAAAGAUGAAAAUGAACAACGAUCACCACUUUAUGCUUACAUCUAUCUUGGAGCUGUAUUUGCUACACUGAUCGUUGCAUUAAUACGUACUGGUUAUAUCUUCUAUAUUAUGCUGCGUGGUUCAACCUAUUUUCACAAUCGAAUGCUCAAAGGUAUCCUAUAUACUUCGUUACGUUUCUUUGAAAGUAAUCCAAGUGGACGAAUAUUGAAUCGAGCAAGCAAGGACCAACAAGUGUUAGACGAAUCGCUGCCUUUGGCUUUAAUCGACACUAUGCAGUAUUUACUAAUGACUCUAGGUUCUAUUACAAUCAUUGGAAUGACCAACCCUUGGGUGCUUCUAAUUCUCAUUCCACUGGUUUCCAUAGUUUUGUGGCUUCGUAGAUUUUACUUGCGUUCGAGUCGUCAACUUAAACGGCUUGAAAAUGUAACGCGUAGUCCAAUUUAUGCAUUAUUCUCAUCGUCAUUAGAUGGACUCACUAGUAUUCGUGCCUUUAAUGUCCAAGGAGAUUUUUUGAAUAUGUUCAUGGAAAGAAUUGAUACUAAUUCACGAGCAUACUUCAUUCUCUUUGCCACUGCACGUUGGUUUGGUUUACGACUCGAUCUUGUGGCAUCCUUACUCACUUUGGUUACUGCUAUUCUUGCAGUAGUGUUGCGCCAUCGAAUCGAUCCGUCGGCAGCAGCACUCAGUAUCAGCUAUUGUAUCACUUUGACAGGUCUUUUUCAAUGGUCUAUACGGCAAUCGGCUGAAGCUGAAAAUUUCAUGACUAGUGCAGAACGUAUUCAUGAAUAUGGUCAACUUGUACCAGAAAGCCUAUGGAACAGUAAUGAGGACGUUGUUCCUAUUCAACCAGCAAAUGAUUGGCCUUCUUAUGGUAUUAUCGAAUUUAAAGACUACACUUUUCGCUAUCGACCAGAACUUGAUCCGGUACUCAAAAAUCUUAAUCUACGAAUUGAGUCUAAGGAAAAGAUUGGAGUUAUUGGUCGGACAGGUAUGAGCGCUUUACUUUGGACAAUCUAUAUCAAGAGCAUUCCUAAUGAGAAGAAAGAAACUCGAUCAGAAACGGAUACAUGA
Messenger RNA from Rotaria sp. Silwood2, 2877 nucleotides. The record is from the annotation of a GenBank genome assembly. Lineage: Eukaryota; Metazoa; Rotifera; Eurotatoria; Philodinida; Philodinidae.